This is a messenger RNA of Sodiomyces alkalinus F11, 1032 nucleotides long. RefSeq names its product ribulose-phosphate 3-epimerase. The transcript is spliced from 3 exons. The coding region runs from base 14 to 772 and encodes 252 amino acids. Gene Ontology annotation, molecular function: D-ribulose-phosphate 3-epimerase activity; metal ion binding. The record is from RefSeq and is a predicted model, not a curated record. Gene Ontology annotation, biological process: pentose-phosphate shunt; carbohydrate metabolic process; pentose-phosphate shunt, non-oxidative branch. NCBI's taxonomy places the organism in Eukaryota, Fungi, Ascomycota, Sordariomycetes, Glomerellales, Plectosphaerellaceae. Gene Ontology annotation, cellular component: cytosol.
GCACUCUAUCAUCAUGGCACCAAAAGCGAUCAUAGCUCCCUCUAUUCUCUCCGCCGACUUCGCCAGCCUCGGUCCCGAGUGUUGUCGUACUAUCCAAAAUGGCGCAGACUGGCUUCAUGUCGACAUCAUGGACGGUCACUUUGUGCCAAACCUCACAUUUGGCCCGCCUGUCGUCGUCAAGAUCCGCAGCCAUGUCGUGAAGCCCACUGAGGACUACGGCAAGGGUACCUUCGACUGCCACAUGAUGAUUGCGGAGCCCAAGAAAUGGGUCAAGGAGUUUAAAAAGGCUGGCUGUGACCUCUACUGCUUUCACUACGAGGCUUCCAUCGACUCUUCGGCCGCCGAGAGCCCGGAAGAAGUGACUGAUCGUCGAAGCUCACCCCGUGAGCUCAUCCAAUAUAUCCACGAGCAGGGUAUGUUAGCGGGUAUCGCUCUCAAGCCCGCUACACCUGUUGAUGUGCUUUGGGAUAUCCUCGCAAGCCCCGAGAAGCUAGAAAGGCCAGAUAUGGUCCUUAUCAUGACGGUCGAGCCCGGGUUUGGCGGUCAGAAGUUCAUGGCGUCCGAAUUGCCUAAAGUCCGGGCUCUACGGAGCAAGUAUCCUGACCUGAACAUCGAGGUCGAUGGUGGACUGGGUCCGGGAACUAUUGACCAGGCGGCCAACGCCGGCGCCAACGUAAUCGUCGCCGGUAGCGCCGUAUUUGGGGCGAAGGACCCCGCCGAAGUGAUCAGCCUCCUUAGGAAUUCCGUAAAUAAAUGCCUUGGUGGCCACUGAAGAAGGUUUCUAUGCAUGGAGGAGCUUUAAAUUCCGUCUCGAAGAGCAGACAAGAAGUAUGAAAAUAAACCAUUCAUAGGAUGGGUUUGCAAACAACUCCAGAGACGUACAUUCGAGUUCCUACUCCAGGAUAUCGAAAAGUAGGCCGUCCAACUCUUCUAGCCCAUCCACCAUCGGUGAACACUGCCUUACCUGUAGCACAGACCUCCCCAAACGGGUGCGGAGGCGGAAUAACCUAACGGCCGAAAACACGUUUAGGC